AUGGGCAAGAACAAGAAAAAAACAGGCAAAAAGGCUAAACGCCAGCCCCAUGUGGAGAACAUUGAUGAAACGGCUAAUGAACACGAAGCAGUACUUAAUCCUGUAAACGGACACGAUUCCAUAGAGAUUUUUACAGAGGCAGAUGUUGUUGGUGGCGUGGAUAAUGUAGGAGCCAAGAAGGAAGAGCUUUCAGAGGGAGCAGAUCGACAAGAAGUCGGCGAUGACCUGACCACAGAUGAAGUUGCUUCGUCAGAGAACAAAAAGGCUGACGACGAGAUUAAGGUUUUAAAAGAAGAAAUAAAACGGUUGAAUCUGGAAUUGGAUGCUAAAAAAAGCGAAGAGACGUUCAAUGAAGGCCCUAAAGAUGAACUAGCAAAUGUUAUCAAAGAAAGGGACGAAUUCAAAACGCAAUAUGACACAUUAUUGAGCAAGAUAUCUUCAAUGAAAUCAAUUUUCAAUAAAAUGAAAGAAGCACAAAAACAAUUAGAAGAAGUACAAGAGCAACUAACGGAAUAUGAAUCGCAAAACCUGAAAUUGAAGAAAAAGCUUGAAGCUACCAAGACGGAAAACUCUGAGCUACAAUCUGCCAUUGUAACACUAAAUAAAGAAAUAGAACAUCUGGAAAAUGAGCAGGAAAAUGCAGAAGAUGUCUUUUUAGAGUAUGAAUCAAGUGUUGAGGCUUUACAAGGUGAAAAGCACGACAUAAUUGAAGCACAUAACAAAGAACUUAACACUUAUAGGAAGGAAAAAGAUCAAUUGAGUGUUCAAAUCCAAGAACUCAUGAUAAUAUUGGAGAAUAAUAAACAGGACAUCUCCGAUUUAAGAACAGAGAGAGAUGAAUUGAAACAGGCUUUGGAAUCCCAUGAAAGUGAAAAGGCAGUAUUACAAAAUUCUGUAAACGACCUGGAGCUGAAAAUCGAAGAAACUGAUAGCAAAAGGCAAGAGGAGGGUAGAGAAAAGGACCUGGAAGUCAAGGCUUUACGAUCUCAACUUGACACGGAGCUGGAAGCCCACAACAAUGACAUACAAAUUCUGGAAAACUUGAAAAAACAAAUAGAGGACAUGAGAGAGGACGUAUCCAUGAAGGAAAAAUACGAAGAAGAAUCUAAGCAGCACAUCUUACAAAUUGGCAAGCUACGUCACGAAGCUAUCAUACUAAAUGAACAUUUAACAAAGGCACUGGCCAUGCUCAAAAAAUCAAGCGACUCCGAAUCCGUCGACAAAGAAUUGAUAUCCAACCUUUUGAUAUCUUUCGUAUCCAUACUUAGAGCAGACCCAAGGAAGUUUGAAGUUCUUGAAUUGCUAUCAAAUUUCUUAAACUGGGAUGAAGACAAGAAACAACAGGCGGGCUUAAUCUCGAAUAAUGACCAGUCCAGAAAUUCAAGCGCCGUAUCAAGAACAGAAAGCUUCGUGUCGCUAUGGACCAACUACCUCGAAAAGGAAAGUGAAAAAGACUGA
Saccharomyces kudriavzevii IFO 1802 is the source of this 1458-nucleotide messenger RNA. It is a transcript of the gene RUD3, whose product is annotated as Rud3p. The record is from RefSeq and is a predicted model, not a curated record. Gene Ontology annotation, cellular component: Golgi apparatus. The coding region runs from base 1 to 1458 and encodes 485 amino acids. Gene Ontology annotation, biological process: endoplasmic reticulum to Golgi vesicle-mediated transport; Golgi organization. The transcript has a single exon. Gene Ontology annotation, molecular function: small GTPase binding. Lineage: Eukaryota; Fungi; Ascomycota; Saccharomycetes; Saccharomycetales; Saccharomycetaceae.